Messenger RNA from Gossypium raimondii (Peruvian cotton), 1207 nucleotides. Its product is annotated as staphylococcal-like nuclease CAN1. The transcript has 8 exons. The coding region runs from base 184 to 1188 and encodes 334 amino acids. The record is from RefSeq and is a predicted model, not a curated record. Gene Ontology annotation, cellular component: cytoplasm. Gene Ontology annotation, biological process: tRNA aminoacylation for protein translation. NCBI's taxonomy places the organism in Eukaryota, Viridiplantae, Streptophyta, Magnoliopsida, Malvales, Malvaceae. Gene Ontology annotation, molecular function: ATP binding; aminoacyl-tRNA ligase activity.
GGUCAGUAGUACCAACAGGAAUCUGCAAACGAAACUCAUUGGAAGCGCCUUUGACCAUAAAAAAAAUAUCCCACCAUAAGUCUUUCUCUUUCCUUGCAUGUCUUCCAGCUUUCAUUUACCCCAGUCCUCAAUAUCUCCUCUAUAGUGCUACAGCAAAAGUUUUGAGAGCUAGGAUUUUUCAAGAUGGGAAAUGCUCUUAGGCUCCUAUAUGAGAAAAGUUUGGAAGCCGUCGUCAUUACGGAAGGUGGUUCAGUAGAGCCACGUUAUACCACUACAGCUCCUCGGGUUUCAGCUCUUGCCCGUGAUCUCCUCAACUUUGAAAGAACUUCCCUGGUACCGGAAGAUCUCACUCAGCAUGUUGUAUCAUCAAGGAAGGCUCAAGUCAAAUGGUAUGGAAAGUUAUUGCAAGCAUGGAAAGAAGCAAAACCCCGACCAAAAACACCUGAAGAGGUUGCUAGGCUUAUUGUUGAGACCUUAAGCAGACAUCAAAAGGCAGAUGUUGAGGGUUUAUUGGAAUUCUAUGAUCUUCCUCAUCCUACUAUUUUUGAGGAAAUUUCUACUGGUGUCCCGAUAAGAUUGCCUGAAGGAGUGAAAUUUGAAAUGCAUACAUUACCAGUAGAUGGGAAUACGGUACCAGAUGGGGAUGGUUUAAAUGUGUAUGUGAAUACUGAUGAUCCUAGGGAGUCCUCGAACAUACCUAGAGCCGUUCUUAUGGCUGCGGUUCGAAGAUCAAAAGCACGUGCUAAGAAAAACUAUGCCAGAGCCGAUGAACUUCGCGAGAAGAUUAUUGAAUCAGGAUACCAGGUCAUAGACUUUCAAAACGAAGAGAUUCUUGCUCGAGAGUAUCGGAUUCGACUGAGGGGUAUAGAUGCACCAGAGAGUUCAAUGCCAUACGGUAAAGAAGCGAAAGAAGAGUUGGUUAAGCUUGUUGGUGUGAAAUGCUUACGAGUUCUCGUCUAUGGGGAAGAUCGAUACGACCGUUGCGUCGGAGAUAUAAAUUGCAAUGGAAAAUUCGUUCAGGAAAUUAUGUUGAAAAAGGGGCUUGCAUGGCAUUACUCUGCUUAUGACCAACGUAUAGAACUAGCAACUUGGGAAAAGGAGGCUCGAGCGAAGCGGGUCGGUUUAUGGGCUUUACCGAAUCUUAAGAAGCCAUGGGAAUGGAGAAAGGACAAACGACAAGGCAGAUGACAAUGUCUGAUACCUUGAA